Clarias gariepinus (North African catfish) is the source of this 1398-nucleotide messenger RNA. Its product is annotated as pleckstrin homology domain-containing family S member 1-like. The record is from RefSeq and is a predicted model, not a curated record. The coding region runs from base 39 to 1157 and encodes 372 amino acids. The transcript has 12 exons. NCBI's taxonomy places the organism in Eukaryota, Metazoa, Chordata, Actinopteri, Siluriformes, Clariidae. Gene Ontology annotation, molecular function: protein binding.
GAAACUUUUGGUUCAGCAAGGAUUACUACAGCAUCCAAAUGUUCAGCAAGUUCAAGAAAACUUCAGCCCAUCAAAAUAGCAAGUUUUACCUCUGGCCUGCAAACGGUGAGGAGGUGAUGUCUGGCUACUUGUACAAGUCCCCACCUAAGACUCUACUUUUAAGAUCUGUGAAAUCAUGGAAGCGGCGGUACUUUGUGCUCAGCAAGACACCUUCAAAUGAAUACCAGCUAAAGUUCUUCAAGGAUGAAAACAACAGAGAGAAACCUCAAGGGCAAAUCAACCUUUAUCAGGUUUCACUGUUUUUCCAGAACCCAGAUUCACACCCUUUGUGGUUGUGGAUACAAAGGAACUUUAGAUGCUCUGCAUCUUGUGUUCUUUAUAUGAGGGUGCAAGAUAGAGAUUAUUUCCUCAUUGGAGAAAACAGCAGUGAGAUAGAUGACUGGUUUAAUGCCAUAUUUAAGGUCCUGAACACACAUCCAACUCCAUUGCCUGACUCAGAGGAGAUGCGAAAAUUAAGGUCAAUAUCUGAGCCUACAUAUAUGCCCAGUCAUGAUAACAAAUGGUCUGGAGACCAAGAAAAGGAUUCCAAAUCAUUAUACGCCUCAGUAAGACAGUCUGCUUGUCUGUCUGACAGUCAUUAUGAUUAUCCAAGGAAUUAUAUGAUGGCAGAACCACAGUUUUUGGAAAGUGACUCUGAGGAAGAUGAUGAAAUGAAUAUAGACAAAGAAAGUCAAACAGAAGAACCACCAAGUCCCUACAUGGAUAUGGAAAGUGUUCUAAAAGGAAAUAAAGUUCCAGAGAACUCGUCCCUCCUGUGUGGCGAAGAGGCCGGUGGCUCUGCUGCUCUGAACAGGCAAAAUGUACCAGGGAGUGAAAAGUGCAUUCCUGUGAAGAAGGAAAUUUGCAUUAGUAAAGAUGAGAUGAAAAACGGUGUGAUCUUCUUGGAGGAAGAAGGCAGACUAUGUGUGUCCAACUGUAGGCAAACACUAUGCCCUGGUUUGUUCCAUGAAGGUGACCAAAUCCUGGCCAUAAAUGACCUGCUUACAGACAGUCUGCCAGUGUUGCAAACUUAUCUUAAGAGGAUUUCUAAAGACCAGGUGAAACUGACAAUCCUAAGACAGCCAGGGUCCCAACCUUUAGGUGAAAUUUACACAUAAAGUGAACUCUGCUCUGAUUCUGUGCAUCUCCCAGCCCUAUUCACUUGAUACAGUUGGAUGUGUGAAACAUCAGUCAUUGUGACUCUCUGCGUUUGAGCAAGCAGCAGUACAAUGUCUGGGAACUACAUAGACAAUUUAGUGGACCAGUGCUGCUCAGGACAAUAUGUAAUAGUUUGUUGCUUUCUUUACUGUAAUACACUUACUAAAUCUGGUCUUGGACAACUGUUGAGUUAAAAUCUUA